AUGGUACACUCUCAAACUCCCAUCCUGAAGCCUCAGAACAGCUGCCAACAGCCGAGAUCUCGCACGCCCGGGACAUCCCUUUGCCACCGGAACCAAUACUUGCACCACACAUGUUUGAUGUUUUCGCAUCCAACCAUACCGUUUCCAUUCCGCCCUGCUACGAUUACGCUGGAGUGGGUUCUUAAGAGAGGAUGUCAGCAUCCAUCGGAAAAAGUUGAAAUACUGUGGCAAGUCGCCCAAAAUUCGUUUUCACUACUACUGUCAUAUUUUGUAGCCUAAUAUGUUCUAAUAAUUGUGAUGUAGUUUCUUUGUUAAAAUAUAUUUUCGUCUUCGAGAAAUGAUUUUUUUCGUUCGACCGCUCAAAUAUGUAGCAUCAAAACAAAGACAGUAUUAACAAUGACCGAUAUGACAGAAUCUACUGAGCUUCAAGCUUUUAAAAGACCAAAGGAUGGUUAUAAAGUUACUGUAAAAAUUUUCCUGUGUAUUUGUGUUCUAUCUUGAGACGAACUCAAAGUCCAGCUUAAUUUACUUGAUAGCGACUAGUAAAUAUACAUGGUGUGCCUACUUGUUGCCACCGUUGACUAGCAUAAAUCAUUACGAUUUGUAAAAAAAUCUAACAUAAUACUCUUACCUUGUUUAUUUACGAUUUUAUUAGCUGUUUCGAUUAUUAUAUUACGCUUGGGUAUUAGUUUUUGACAGGAGCUUAGGUUUUGCGUUGUGUUUUCCCCUCCCUCAUUUAUAUCAUAAGCUAGUCACGCAAUAAUUGAUACCGAUACAAAUGAAUAUUUACCAUGUAUAAAGAAUUUUGUUUAUGUUGAAUUAAUUUAAUUUUACAUCGGCAGCUCCAAAUUUUUUUUUUUUUCUUACAAAUACACAGCUUAAACUUGCGCAAAGAAGAGAACCGUUGUUUUGACAAUAUACUGUUUGUAAAUGAUUGAAGUGUAAUAAACAAAAUAUCCCCUCUUUCACCUAACCAUGUGUUCUCCAAGUGGAAGGGGAGAGGUGGGAAUGUUUAUUUCGAGCAGUCAUUGUAUGAAAAAAGUCCGAAUUGAUUAUUUUUUCCUGAUAAUUGCUUACGUUAGGGGAAAGGCUCCAUGAAAGGUGAAUUUAAAUGGGAUCAGAAACGAUUGAAAUCGGAUUUUCAAUGCAGCCGAUCGCAUGGGCCAGUGGGCAAUUAAAAUUUAGAACCGAGUUUUGGUAAAUACGCGAUGUGAUAUGUUCAUUUUGAUCUGAAUAUUACGAACUAACGAUAUGUUCUUAAAGUGGGAGGGGGGAGUGGGAAGGAGGAGGUUGGAAUUUGCUGAUUUUGCUAUUCUUGUCAACUUCAAAUUUCUUUUCGACUGGCUGAGUUUUGAACUCUCCAUCUUUCGGUAAAUUGGGUCUCUCUGAACCCUUUUUGAAGCUAGUGGGAUUAACAAAAUUUUAAUAGAAACUGAAUCCCACUCCCACUAAUAACAACGGCGAUGGGAUUUCUAUUAAAAUUUGAAACGGGGUCUUGGCAAAUAUGCCAGUUGGGAUAUAGGAUUUGGAUCCUGCCUUUAUGAGCUGUAAACUGGCCCCUCUGCAACGCAUGGACUUAAGGGCAAUUAAAAUUUGAAACCAAGAUUUAGUAAGUACGUGAGCUGAGAUAUUGGAUUUGAGUUCCAACAUUACAAAUUGCUAUAGUUUACACGUGUGACUGGGUCUGUAUAAGCUUCUUAAAAAUCAGUCUCAUGGGAUAAGCAAGAAAUGUCGUUUACUUACAGAGUAAUCAACUUGGUGUUGUAGAAGAAGACUCCACCUGGUAGCUCUGCUAUCUGAUUGUCAUGUAAGUACCUAUGUAAACGAUAUUAAGAAAGACAAUAAAGCAAAUUAAUCAUCUCAUAAAGUUUUAACAGACCUACAGAGUUUGCAAAAGUACAUCUGUGGGAAUAGAAAUUAACUCUCAACUUUUUUUCCAGACAUCUCUCCUACUGAGGAAGCCCUUGGGAAUUUAGGCCAAAUCCUUCGAUACCUUGGUUACUGGUCAUAAUUUAUCGCCCAAGUGGGCGAAGGGAGGAGUCAGAGGAUUGGAGAUGUGUUGCGAUAAAAUUUAACUGAUCCCCUUGUAUCAGUCACUAUAAAAAUGUGCUCUUGUGUGAGAGGAAAACACCAUGAAAGGUGAAUUGAAAUGAGAUUUUGAAAGAUUGAAAUCAGAUUUCUGGUAAAUUGCAAAACUCUGAUUUAAAGAUAAAGGUAUACUUGUCCUUCUCAACAACAUUUUUUGUAAAAUAUUUUGAGAUUAAUAUUAUUAUCUUGGACUGGGAGAUGAUAUGGUCGCAGUUAAUUAAUAUCUAGGAGGCACGGGUUUGAAUCCCGUCCGAACCUUUAUGUUUUUUAAGGCUUCUUUUUUUCAUCAGCUGAAUUGCAGCUUACAUGCAAGGAACAUGACUUUAUUUUAUUUCCAAUCCGUAGGUCCAAAAAAUUUCAUUGUGAAGAAAAAUGAACCUUCGUUUUCGACAAUAAAUUGUUUUAAAUGGUUUACUGGACGCACUUCAAAAAAUGUCUCCAGUAUAAUGAGCAUAAUAUUCCCGUUUGACUUUACAAAAUGCUUGUAUAUUUGUCCUUGAACAUAAGUUGUUUUUUUGAAGGUCACAUUUGUUCUCAGCUCGUGCCCGGCUCUCCGUUCUUCUUCGGAACAGAUAAUGUGAUACACAAAUUGAAAUUGUUAUAGAUAGCCCCAGCAUGGAGGGGGGGUGUUGAAUAGAUGUGGCGUCCAAUUCUGCUUUCGCAGUGUUUCCCCUUUUACAACAUGGUGUCAGAAGUGAGAUUCCAACUGGCAAUUGAUAAAAUUGCAGCUCACCUGCGAGGAUCAUGCCUUUCUGUGAUUUUACAUUGGCAGCUCCAAAGAAAUAAUUUUUUUUUUAAAUACACAGCUUAAACUUGCGCAAAAAAGAGAACCGUUGUUUUGACAAUAUACUGUUUGUAAAUGAUUCAAGUGUAAUAACAAAAUAUCCCUUUUUGAUCUUAUCAUGUGUUCUCAAAGUGGGAAGGGCGAGGUGGGAAUGUUUGUUUUGAGCACUCAUUGUAUGAAGAAAAGCCCGACUUCAAAAAAUAUGAUCUUACGUAAGGGGAAAAAAAUCCAUGAAAGGUGAAUUUAAAUGGGAUUUUGAACGAUUGAAAUGGGAUUUCUGUUGAAUUGCAAAACUGGUAUACUUGUCUUUCUAAACAAAAUUUUUCGUAAAAAAUGUUGAGAUUAAUGUUAUCAUCUUGGACUGGGAGAUGAUAUGGUCGCAGUUAAUUAAUAUCUAGGAGGCACGGGUUCGAAUCCCGUCCGAGCCUUUAUUUUUUAAGGCUUAGUGAAAGAGUUACAACAGAGAGAAUAUGUCACAGCCUGGAUCGGACCAGUAAAAAAAAACAAAAAGCACAAAAAAAAUGGGAGCCUAGAGUACUGUAAUAAAUUUCAGGACCAGUUAAUAUCAGGGAUCAACAACGAAGGACUGGUGUCAAAACUACAAAAUAUGGGCCGCAGAGAUGAAACAACGAAGGGCAUGGUCUAGUCUAAGACAAUGCUACAGGUAGCCAAGAACUUUUGGCAAUUGGAAAAGGCUAAAGCAAUAAUGCAACAAGCUUACGUCCCAAAGAACAAGUAAACUACACAAACACAAAGACAUCCCAAAGUCAGAGCAAAAAUGAGGUCAAGAUCAGUCUAUCCGCCAGCGCAAGGCUGACACCUGUAAAUGUUGGGCAGUUCUGCACACCCGUGCUCUGUAUGCUUAAUCGUUGAUCCCUCUAGGGCAGACGAUCAAAAACAUGCAACUCACCCACAGCAAAGCAACCUCAUUCACCAAUGAAAACUCUUAGCUCAAACCUAUGGAUAAAAGGCAGGCCACUUCUCCCUUCUAGCUCAGACUGUGCAAAGCUAAUACGGAUUAAGAUCCCUGCAGAUGAAGUCCAUUGA
Pocillopora meandrina is the source of this 3919-nucleotide messenger RNA. The record is from the annotation of a GenBank genome assembly. Lineage: Eukaryota; Metazoa; Cnidaria; Anthozoa; Scleractinia; Pocilloporidae.